AUGGCCAGCACUUUCGAAAUGCUAAUAUCAACAUCCCCGGCUCCAAGCUUCAUCUACCUCCAUCAUCCUCAUCAUUCCUCCACUUCUUUGCCUCUUCCUUCGUUCUCCACUUCCUCUUCUUCAAGUACGAGUUCCAGCACGAAUACUAUCAUCAAGAUAGAUACGGUGGAGUUCAAUACUCCCAGACUUUUCUUUUCUGGUAUAUUGAAUAAGCUAGAUCCCGCCGGGGAGGGACAAGGGGAAAUACAGACCUUUGAUGGAUUUACACAGAGAUUGAAAUCGAGGAAUGAUAAUCCGACUUCUGCGAGUACGAGUAAAGGGAAGGGUAAAGGGAAGGCCAAAGCUAGUGCUGGUACAAAGGUGAAUGGUACGAAUGGUCAUCUGGAAGAACAAGAUGAAGACAGUAAGACUAUUGUACUUGUGAUCACUAGAGCCGAGAGAUUGAGAUUGGUAUUUGGGAAUGGAUGGAGUCUGAUGACUCGUUUAGCUGAACUUACUGGAGUACCUCUGUCUGUUGUAUUCUGCUCGAGCUCACCGUGGGAUCAUACUCGUCCUAUAAGAGGUGAUGCACCUGAACCUGUACAUGUAUAUCUACCAGCACCGACCAGGGAGGAAAUCCUCUCUACACUCAUAUCAUCCUCCUCCCACCCCUUAUGGCCCCGAUUCCUCGACCUCCUCCUAUCCACCAUCCUCUCUCUAUGUUCCCCUUCGAUCGAAGAGAUUCAAUACCUCUCUCAGUCCCUUUGGCCAAUAUACACCUCUACGCUCCCACCACAUUAUUCAAUGAUCCAUAUCGGUCUACCAUACCCUGACCCUGCCAAUCCUCCAGCUGAAUUGGAAAUCACUAUAAAGCUAUUAACCGACCUCAAACAUCAAUUAUCUCUAUCUCUCACAUCGGCUAUUGAGAAUUUGCUGCCUAGACAGAUAGGUUCACACGAAUUUACACAGGCUCUUUUGCCGAAAAUGCAAAAUGGGAUACCGCUCACCAGGACUUUACCUAAACCCCCCGCGAUGGAUUUGAGUACGGUAGAGAAGUUUUUGUUAGUUGCUGGAUAUACCGGGAGUUAUAAUCCGCCUAAAUCGGAUAUCAGAUUAUUUGGUCGGACGGCGGGUGUAGAGGGGAAGAGGAAGAAGGGCGGUGGGAUGAGGAGAGCGGGAUAUGGGAGAGUGAGGGUCGGUAAGGUCCCCCAACGACUCCUUGGACCCAAACCGUUCCCCCUCGAUCGACUGCUCGCAUUGUUCUCAUCCCUUUAUGCGGAACAUGCCGAAAGACCAGAAGACCUGCAAGCUUCCUUCGGCGGUGAAUUUUCGUCGUCAGGGGAAGAGGGGGAUGAUUGGUUACCUAGUGUAGCUGAGCAAAGCGCCAAAGUUGAGAGAAAGAGGAAAAGGGAUAAUGAGAGGGAGAAAAGAUGGGAUGAAAGUGUCGAAGAGUUAAGUAUGAGUGUAAAACUUUGGGGAUUGAUACCUCAACUUGAAUCUCAAGGAUUACUCAAACGUAUUUCUCCAAUUGAUAGAUUGGAUAAUAUCAUGAUUCGUUGUGAGAUCAACUAUGAUACUGCGAAGUAUUUGGCAAAGGACUUGAAAUUCAAUUUGGAUGAAUAUCUAUAUGAAGCUGUAAUGUGA
This is a messenger RNA of Kwoniella botswanensis, 1623 nucleotides long. RefSeq lists its product as uncharacterized. Gene Ontology annotation, biological process: DNA replication initiation; DNA replication. Gene Ontology annotation, cellular component: nucleus; nuclear origin of replication recognition complex. Gene Ontology annotation, molecular function: DNA replication origin binding. The coding region runs from base 1 to 1623 and encodes 540 amino acids. Lineage: Eukaryota; Fungi; Basidiomycota; Tremellomycetes; Tremellales; Cryptococcaceae. The record is from RefSeq and is a predicted model, not a curated record. The transcript is spliced from 4 exons.